AGGGUGGUUUGGUGUUGGUCUAGCUCGGUAACCUGAAGAAAGUUUAAGAUUGGGAAAUGCCGGAGAACAUCUCCACGAGGUCACAGAAAGACGCUCAAACUGAGCAGGAGUUGGCUACAAGAACGUUACGCAUCCAAAACAAACGCUUCUACUUGGAUGUAAAGCAGAAUAGACGUGGGCGCUUUGUUAAAAUCACUGAAGCUGGUAAUGGUGGUCAAAAGUCACGCAUUCUCAUGUCGAUUGCGGUGGCUUUGGAAAUGCAAGAGAAAGUGAACAAAUUGAGCGAUUUGUAUAGCCAGCUACCGUCCCACUCUCCGCAGUGUUUAGCUCAAGAUGGCCGACUUGCCUCAGAUACCAUAGUCCGCGACAGCCGGCGAUACUACCUGGAUCUGAAGGAAAAUGAACGUGGCCGCUUUCUGAGACUUGCUAUGUUAUCCAUGGGAGUGCGUGAUCAGAUUGCUGUUCCAGCACAGGGAAUGAUUGAACUCAGGAAUGCUCUGGCAGAUUUAACUCAAGAAUUCGCUAACGACGCUGAAAACGACACCUUUUGUGACUUGCCGGAAUCUAAAAUGAUGACAGUUGGUAACAAAACCUUUUACUUUGACGUGGGCUCAAAUCGCUAUGGUGUCUACCUACGCAUUUCCGAAGUUCGCGCGAACGUUCGCUCUUCUGUUACCAUCCCGGAACAACAUUGUGCUCGUUUUCGUGACAUAGUUACUGAGCUGGCUAGCAGAAUGUCAGACCAGAAGUUGGACAACCGCCCACCAGUCAACGGUGAUGCAGAAGAAGUCUUGGAUCCCACACCUAAGGACAAACCGAAAGCAAUCGAUGACGUGUCGAAUUCUUGCGAGCCAAUCGCCGUGGCGUAAAGUGCGCCUCGAUCUCAGUCCCGUGGACUUGAUCUCUGUCAAUGCAGUAACUUUCGUUUUAUUGUUGAUCUUUAUGCGGCAUGCCAUUACCACGUUAUUCUACUUGUUUUCACUCCUUUUUUGUAUAUCUUGCAUUACGCCAUAGUUUUUAUACUUCAUUGUUUUAACUUACUCUCGUUUUUUCGUUACCAAUGAAAUGUUAUCUGGUCUUUGUUCUUUACUCAGCUGAUCAAUAGGGUAACGUUCAACUUUUUUAUGAGCACCUUCCGACAAAAUGUACCUGUUCUUUUCGACUUAUAUAUUGCUGUUAUCUCAGGCGGAACCUCAUUUUGGGCUUUGCGCGUCUAAUGUCGGAUGAAUUCACUCACUAAUUUGAUUAACUUAUUCAGAAAGUUUAAGGCUCAGUUGUCUCCAAUCCGUUAUUUCCGGCUGCUGUAAUACAAGCUUUUCCACAGAUUGGCUCUGAGUGGCAAGUGACCAGAUAAAUAGUACGGUAUACAGCUUGAUAACUACGGAAC
Molecule: messenger RNA, 1387 nt
Organism: Dicrocoelium dendriticum
Lineage: Eukaryota; Metazoa; Platyhelminthes; Trematoda; Plagiorchiida; Dicrocoeliidae
Source: the annotation of a GenBank genome assembly